Peniophora sp. CBMAI 1063 is the source of this 1668-nucleotide messenger RNA. The record is from the annotation of a GenBank genome assembly. Lineage: Eukaryota; Fungi; Basidiomycota; Agaricomycetes; Russulales; Peniophoraceae.
AUGCCGCCAGUGAUCUAUAAGUCACCAUAUCCCUCAUGCACGCUGCCGUCGACGUCGAUCUUCACAUUCCUCUUCUCUGGCCACCAUGACCACUCGCGCACGGCGUACAUUGACGUCCUUACAAAGCGCACCCUCACGCGCGCUCAAGUACGGCUCAUGGCUCUGCAACUCGGCCAUGGUGCGCGCAAGGAUCUGAGGCUCGAGAAAAGCGAAGUUGCUCUCGUGUUCUCGCCGAACUCUAUCGCAUGGCCGGUCGUUUUGCUCGGCCUCGUCGCCGCCGGCGGUAUUGCCACGCUUGCGAACUCAGGAUAUACGUCCUCUGAACUGGCACACCAAUACAAGGAUAGCGGCGCGCGUUUACUGUUUGUGCACCCGACGCUAUUGACCAUCGCACGCGCCAUGUUCGAGAGUCUCGGGUUCAGCAAGCAAGAUGCGGACACACGGAUAAUCAUCAUGGAUCUCGACAUUCAUAGCGCCGACGGGCUACGUGGGGUGAAGAGCUUGAUUGGAGGCGGAGCGCUGGAUGCGGAGGAACAGUACGGUGGCGAGCGUGCCCAUGAAACCGCGGUGAUAUGCUAUUCCUCUGGCACGACCGGCCGCCCAAAGGGCGUAGAGACGACACAUCACAAUCUAUCCAGCGAUUUGGUCAUCUUUAAUGCUGUCAGUGGUUGGGAUGCCCAAGAUAGCUUCAUCGCAGCGCUUCCCUUCUUUCACGUGUACGGUCUCAACUUACUUCUCUUCAACCCAUUCUAUCUGGGUGCUCCCGUCGCAAUCGUUCCGCGAUUCGUACCAGACAUCUACUUCGCUGCCCUCGCAGAGCAUCGCAUCACGCGCGCCUUGAUCGUUCCACCCAUCGCCCUUGCCUUUGCGCAUCAUCCCGCCGUGGAGAAGCAUGAUUUACGCUCGCUGCGCCUUAUCCUAUCGGGUGCCGCCCCGCUCAGUGCCGAGCUACUUGCUAUCCUGAACAAGCGUUUCAUGAAGAUCGGCGCGGAUGUGACCAUCACCCAAGGCUACGGCAUGACGGAGCUAAGCACAAUCAGCCACUUCGUGAACGAGACCGAUGCGCGUGCCGGCAAAGCGUUUACUAUCGGUCAUCUUCUACCCAACCUUGAAGCUCGGCUUGUAGUGAGCGACGAGGACACCACCGUCGACGCAAAGAAGCCGGGUGAACGUGGGGAGUUAUGGAUCCGUGGGCCGAUUGUGAUGAAACGGUACCUGCGGAACGAGAAGGCGACACGGGAGACCACGACGAUGGACGGUUGGCUCAAGACGGGCGAUGUUGCCACUGUCGAUGAAGAGGGGCGCUUCACAAUUGUUGACAGGAAGAAGGAGCUUAUCAAAUACAAAGGCUUUCAAGUGUCGCCCGCUGAGCUUGAAGACGUACUCCUGGGCCACCCCGAGAUCAUUGACGCAGCAGUCAUCGGGAUUCCCGCUCCAGACCACUCCGGUAACGAGCUUCCAAGCGCGUAUAUCGUACGUGCGCCUCGGUCGACAUCCGCCCCGGACGACUUCGCGAAGUACGUAGCUUCACGUAUCGCAAAUCACAAACAACUCCGCGGAGGCGUAGUCUUGGUUGACGCGAUACCGAAGAGCGCGUCCGGGAAGAUCCUGCGGCGGAAACUGAAAGAGCUCGCACAACUCGUGCAACCUGGUGCAGCGAAGCUGUAG